AUGAAGAGACCCGAGGAAGACCUUGAUGAAUCAAAAACAAGAAUCGAUAUAUUGGACGAAAAUAUUCAAUCUCAAAAAAUUCGAAAUCAAACCGGCGUUUCCGAAAGAUCUUUUCUCGAAGCUCCAAAUUCGAAAGAGAAUGAAAAGUUUUCACUGCACGGCUGUGGAUAUGCCGCGAAUGACUGCGUCAUCAUUUGUCCAUGCAAUUCAGAAGAUGAGUGUCCUGAUGCCGCAAAAUGUCGAAAUAAUUUUACGGGUACCGAUACAAGGAAGAAAUUAACAACAACGGAAGAACCAACGAAAACAACGUUUACCACCACAACAACUGUCGAAGACACUACACCAGAAAAGAUCCAGGAAGCCGUUGUUGAUGAAGCCGGAGAGGAAGGACCAGGAGAAGAAGAACAAAUGUUGGGAAACUACAACAACAACAAUUAUAAGAACCAGUACCUAGGGGAGCUGGUGGUCACGCCCAAGCCGACUCAAGCCCAAACUCUUGGCAAGCCUCCAAUUUGCUUCGACUACGAUCCUGAAACCCUUGACGAUCUUGUUCUGCCCUUCGAUCCAAGCGGACUGUCCUUUGUCGCCAAAAUGUUCGAAAAUGAAAAGGGACGUAAAUUCCUCAAAUCGGUUAAUAUCCGCUCUCCUGAGGGAGAAUCGAUCAACGUCAGCACUGAAAAUGGUCUUGAAACCGAAGUUGAAGACAUGAAAGAGUCUGGAGAAGGAUUCGAAACUGGUUGCGUGAAAGUUUUAGUACUUACUAUUGAAUCGGAACACGAAAGGAUCCACGGAAGGACCCAUGCCCUGACAAUCGCGAUGCACAAGGAAGAUGCUGUGAUGAACCUGAAGCAACCUGUCUGCUCUGCGAAUUCAACCUGCUACGAUGAUUGUUGCUCAGCAUUCGACAAGAAGGUCGAGGACUGUCCUUGCAACGCAAACUGCGAUACUGGAUGUGCUCCUAAGACCUCUUGCACGGGAUCCUACCAAUGCGACUUUACGCUCACAAAGGAAAACGUCAGAGUUUACAUCUGCUUCGGAUCGUACAACAAAGACUUUAACUACCGUAACACAAGAUAUCAAGACCACCAAGCUGGUAACGAAUGCCAAAUUUUUGAUGGCGACUCAGAUUAA
This is a messenger RNA of Oikopleura dioica, 1131 nucleotides long. The record is from the annotation of a GenBank genome assembly. Lineage: Eukaryota; Metazoa; Chordata; Appendicularia; Copelata; Oikopleuridae.